CCACGCGCACACGUGCCGCGUGCUGUUGGAUAAUGAGCGUAUUCGCCUGUUGUGCAAGUCACCAGUCACUCCCCUCACUCAACGAUUUGCAUAGUUGCUGUGAUAUAACAGAAACUCAGCCACCACGUUAACAAGUGCUGCCACUGUGGCUGUCAGCUGCCGAGGUCCGUCACGCCCAUAAACGCGCACCAUGCCAGCCGAAAAAGUUCCUGACACUCCAGUGGAGGUCCUCGUUGAUCUCCUAACAAAAGCCAGUGAGAUUGCUGCAUCCAGUGGUAGUGUCCCAGAAGAGCUGAAAAGCCACUUGCAGAAGGCUCUGGACAUAGCCAGUGGCCUGGAUGACUACCUGGAGAAAAUGACCACACAGGAGAGUGAGCCACUGGCAGAGCUGUAUAAAAAAACAGUUUCUCAUGACUGGGAUCAAGUGUACAAGGAGGGCAAAACCAUGUUCCGGCUUCCCAAGGAGUGCAUCACUGGACAUGUUGAAGGCCAGACCCUGAAGAUGCUGAUUCAUAUGACUCAAGCCAAGAAUGUCCUUGAGAUUGGGAUGUUCACCGGCUACGGAGCUCUGUCCAUGGCUGAAGGGCUUCCUGAGGAUGGCCGCAUAGUUGCUUGCGAGAUAGAGCCAUACCUCAAAGAGUUUGCUCAGCCCAUUUUUGACAUGUCUCCACAUGGCAAGAAGAUUACUGUCAAAACUGGAUCUGCUAUGGACACCCUAAAGGAUCUGGCUGCUGCUGGUGAACAGUUUGACAUGGUCUUCAUUGAUGCUGACAAGAGUAAUUACAUCAACUACUACAACUUUAUUCUAGACAACAAUCUGCUGAGAUUACGAGGGGUCAUAUGUGUAGAUAACUCACUGUUCAAAGCGAAGGUUUAUCUCAAAGACACCACAGAUAACAAUGGACUGGCCCUUCGAGAAUUCAACCAGUAUGUCUCUAAUGAUCCACGUGUGGAGCAGGUCAUCAUCCCUCUCAGAGACGGCAUCAGUGUUAUCUGCCGGGUAUCUGCGGCCUCUGAGUGCUUAAGGACACAGAGUAAAAUAUUAGAUGACGAGGUUUUCCGUGGGGUUAAGGGGCGCCCCAUUCUCGAUCGGAUGCGCCUUGAUGGAAAAGUGGCCUACGUGACAGGUGCUGGUCAGGGUAUAGGCCGAGCAUUUGCUCAUGCCCUGGGGGAGGCUGGUGCGAAGGUGGCUGUAGUAGACCUGGACACAGCUAAAGCGGAGACGGUGGCAAAGGAGCUCUCUCUUAAAGGUAUUAAUUCCAUUCCAAUCACAGCUGACAUCAGCAAGUCAGAUGAUGUCCAGAGGAUGAUUGACAACAUUGUCUCCAAAUGGGGAGCGAUCCACAUCGCUUGUAACAACGCCGGCAUCAACAUGAACUCACCCAGUGAAGACACCAGUCUACAGGAGUGGGACCAAACCUUUAAUGUCAACCUGAGGGGGACUUUCAUGUGCUGUCAGGCAGCAGGUCGAGUGAUGUUGAAGCAAGGAUACGGCAAGAUUAUCAACACAGCUUCCAUGGCCAGUCUAAUAGUCCCCCAUCCCCAGAAGCAGCUUUCCUACAACACAUCCAAGGCUGGAGUAGUCAAACUGACUCAGACUCUGGGCACUGAAUGGAUUGACAGAGGAGUGCGCGUCAACUGCAUCUCACCGGGGAUUGUUGACACCCCUCUCAUCCACUCGGAGAGUCUGAGGCCUCUGGUGCAGCGCUGGCUGUCAGAUAUCCCUGCUGGUAGACUGGCUCAAGUGACAGACCUGCAAGCUGCAGUGGUCUACUUGGCAUCUGAUGCCUCCGACUACAUGACAGGGCAUAACUUAGUCAUAGAGGGUGGACAAAGUCUGUGGUAGAGGGGGUAGAUGAAGAGAUUUUUUCCCCCUCUUCACUCUCCCAGGAUUAGUCUCAGAAAUAGGUGGCAUUCACAUGAUCUCCCUGUGAAACAUUCACAGCAGUAUUAGUUGAUAUGUUACCGGAUGUUUAACUUUUGGUCAGAUAUCAUCUAUUUUGUGGUGUGAUGAGAUGACUGGUAGCAUCCUGUAUACGUUCAGUAUGCGUGUUAUGACUCUGGCACACUGAACUUCUUAUUAGGGAAAAAACAAACUUUCAUGUUAAGUAAUAAAAGCAGUAAAACAGCCACCAGCUCUCUGGUCACACAGUGGAAAUUUGCUGAUUUGUUUGAGAAAAGUCCAAGUGUGGAAAAACUGUAAGUCCUGUCAAAUAUGUCCAUGUUGUUUUGGCACAUUUUUAUAAACUGAAUUCUGUUUAAACACAGUUUUGUUGAAUGUGACUGCUUGUGUCUGUUUCAAAUGCCACUGAAAGAAUUGUAUCAAAAAUGCUGAUCAGACUGGAGAAGUUUGGGAUUUCUAGUUUGUUUUUAUAGCACGAUUUCAUUCAAAUGCAGUGCAGAGUGCUUUAGAGGAUAAUAAAA
Messenger RNA from Toxotes jaculatrix (banded archerfish), 2424 nucleotides. RefSeq lists its product as uncharacterized. Bases 191 to 1846 code for a protein of 551 amino acids. The transcript is spliced from 11 exons. Gene Ontology annotation, molecular function: O-methyltransferase activity; oxidoreductase activity, acting on the CH-OH group of donors, NAD or NADP as acceptor. NCBI's taxonomy places the organism in Eukaryota, Metazoa, Chordata, Actinopteri, Toxotidae. The record is from RefSeq and is a predicted model, not a curated record.